This is a messenger RNA of Fusarium verticillioides 7600, 2831 nucleotides long. RefSeq lists its product as hypothetical. NCBI's taxonomy places the organism in Eukaryota, Fungi, Ascomycota, Sordariomycetes, Hypocreales, Nectriaceae. The transcript has a single exon. Gene Ontology annotation, molecular function: protein binding. Bases 810 to 2474 code for a protein of 554 amino acids. Gene Ontology annotation, cellular component: nucleus. The record is from RefSeq and is a predicted model, not a curated record.
CCCCCCCCCCUCCCUUUUACUCAGUUUUGGGCGUUUGCUACUGCAAAAAUUGCAUUGGAGGCUUGAAACGGGACCUGGUGGAUGGACCCUGGCGAUCAAAUCAUCAACGAAAGUGACUUUCUCUGGGUGAGUCGUGAUGGAUCACACCGCACGCACACCUGGAUUCUCAGUUGCACUUUAUUCUCGUGUGACCCCGGAACCUUCGCUCCGACAUAUAACACCAACCAGCGUCAGUAGCCAAUCUUUUGGUUUGGCAGCUGGAAAUUGCCAAAGCCUGUUUUCUUUGUUUUUGCCAACUGAAGGGCCUUGCCUUGCCUACCCAGGUACCUCCUAUUGGAAAGAAAUACCCUGUUUUUAUCUUCGGCGAAGAUAUCAAGCAAGAUUCAGAGUCUUGAUGGGAAAUCAGAAUCAUCCCGGACUGCCCUACCAAAAAGCCUCCCGUUGCAGAAGACGACUAAUACAAACGGGUAGCGAAUCACCGCGCUCCCCCAAGUUAUUUCUCCCUUUCUCGAUUCCUUAGCUCCCCGAUCCUUGUCAGGUAACGAAACGACUGCCAUCGUCACUUCUAGACUUGUCUUUCUUUCUAUGCCUCCUCCUCACCUCUUAUAUGACUGCGAUCUCUGCGGACUGAGACCAGAGCUGAACUCUGCUCUACACCAAGGGUCCCGCAUUCAAUCCUUGGCCUAAAUCCAUUAGUUCAACUUUUCUCUUAUUUUACUCCUCUUUACCAAAGUCCACUCUUGUGUCAACUUACACAAACUCGCUGAAGAGACUGGCUUGUCAUCACCUCGGACAACAUUGAUCCUGACAUGGACCCAGCAGCCCGGAACGAGCAGCUGCUUGACCGGCGAUCACAGCUCACAGAAGGACUUUCUAGCCUACCCUAUGACUUGAUACUCUACCUCAACCGUGCCGCUAUCCACUCGGAUUUAGGAUAUCCGGACCUAGCAGCCGGUGAUGCAUAUCGUGCACUGUUACUAGCCGAUGAGGUUCUCAAUGAGGGCUUCGAAUAUCACGAGCAGGCCCUCGAGUCUUUGCAGAUGCAUACAGCAGUCCCUCUACCUGAUGUUCUAGCACACGGGAACCUUCCCCAAGAUGAGCUACAGAGCCCCGAGACUGACCUGAAAGUCGAAGAUGAGGCAGUCAAACGGUUGGCCAUAUUGGCCCAAGUUCGUGCAUAUCAGAUCCUUUCUUUAGGCCUGCUACUCUGUGGAUCACUACAGAGUGCUGCCAGCUUCUGCCAGCGUGGUCUCCAGCUCUCACCAUCUAAUCAAGAACUACUCGACACCAAGAACAACAUUGUCACUGUCGCCCGCAGAAGGCUCCGCCGUGAUGAUAUCGAUAUUGAUUACCCCAAUCUCCCCGAUCAAGGUCUCGUCCGUCGCGAGGUCUACCCCUGGAAUGACCACGAGCCUGAUCGUUUCGCUCCGGAAUCACUGGCUGAACUCAACGAGCGUUUGAGCUCCGUGGCACCAAAGUGCGUUGUCGAGGUUGCGACCUUACCUGUCCUGUUAGAAGGAGCGAGCAGCACCGAUGACUAUGAAAUUAUUCCAACAUGCAAGCAGCUUGGGGUCUUCGCCAAGGAGGACAUUGCCCCCGGCGAGGUUGUGCUGAAGGAAUACUCACUUCUCACGGCGAAUAAUCGCCUGAAGGACUCUAUUUGCGACGCGUGCAGUUCUGAUCUGCCACCGCUAGGCAGCGAGAACGAGCCCGUAAGCUGCCCUGAAUGCUACGAUACGGUGUUCUGCACUCAGUAUUGCUUUGAGCAAGCCAUGGAGAGAUAUCAUCCAGCGGUUUGUGAGAAGGAUGUCGAUGCAAUCGCCAAGGAUCCUGAUGCAUUUGAAGCGGACCAAACACUUUACCUUUUGCUGCUUUCUCGUGUCCUGGCUAUUGCUGCUCACGAGGAGGUGAAUCCUCUUGAUGUUCGAGAGGUCAAGUAUAUAUGGGGUGACUUUGUUCCGACUCGGACCAACGACAUCAACGUCUCACCGAAUGCCGGCCCGCCUCCUGAGUGGACGCUGCCCUUUUCUUUCAAAUACAAUAUCGAAACACCGCUCCACGUUUUGGAAAAGAUGGAUAUUGAUGUAUACUCUUUGCUCGCUGAGAACGAUCUAUGGGUUCUCAACACGCUAUACGCCAAGUUCAGGGGCACUGCUUCGGCUCGUAAAAGCCUUCGGGACGGUCGCCCUGAUGUCGCCGCAGUGCACCCAUAUUGGUGUCUCGCAAACCAUGAUUGCGACCCCAACGUCACAUGGGAAUGGGGCGGCCGCAUGGUUCUUGAAGCCAGAAAGGAGCGUGUUGUGGGUGGUCGUCCGGGAGGUAUAAAGAAGGGUGAGGAGAUUCUCAACCACUAUUGCGACGUCAAUUUGCCCGUGCAACAACGCCGGGAAUGGGCAAGGGGUAGUCUAGGCGGCUGGUGUAUGUGCAAACGGUGCCGCGAUGAGGCUGCCAUGGGAGAAGCAAACCAUGUUUGAGAAUUCCAUGCUGGGAAUUGGGAUUUUAUGAAGCACGGAGUAGGGGUUUCUACCUUUCAGGGAUAGGGAGGUCUAGAUAAAAUGGGUGGAUCGAUCAUAGCUAGUAUGCGCUUUGGAUUAGUAGGCAAGUGAAGAACAGAAAGUCUCAAGAUACCACAAUAUACGAAAGGUUCUUAUCAUACCAAAACUGAAGCCUAGCAGUCACCUCUCCUUUUCAUCAAGGCGCUAAUGAUACUGACUAUCCGUAGACAGUCAUGGAUAUGUCCGGGAAAUGGAUAUUAUCAAACCAAUGCCCACCAUUGAACAUAAGCAUUAGUUAAAAAUAGUUUGAAUUUUAUAGAGGCAUCACAAUCGAUC